AUGGAGGUCCCGGGGCACGGCGCGCGGCUGCUCGGCCGCCUGCGGCAGCAGCGCCAGCAGGGCUUCCUGUGCGACUGCACCGUGCUGGUGGGCGCCGCGCGCUUCCCGGCCCACCGCGCCGUGCUGGCCGCCUGCAGCGUCUACUUCCACCUCUUCUACAGGGACCGGCCCGCCGGCAGCCGCGACGCGGUGCGGCUCAACGGCGACGUGGUCACGGCGCCCGCCUUCGGCCGCCUGCUGGACUUCAUGUACGAGGGCCGCCUGGACCUGCGCGGCCUGCCGGUGGAGGACGUCCUGGCCGCCGCCAGCUACCUGCACAUGCACGACGUCGUCAAGGUCUGCAGGGGCAGGCUCCGGGGCGAGGGGCGCGCGCCGCCGCGGGGGGAGCCGCAGCCGCAGCCGCCAGCCCGCGCCCCGCGCCUCCAGCCCGCGCGCUCCCCGGAGCCCGCGCGCUCGCCGGACCCCCGCGCCGCCGCCGCCUCCGCCUCCGCCGGGGCGCGCGCCCUCCCUCCGCGAGCGCCGGGGCGCCCCCCCUGGCCGGCCCCCGGGGACCCGGACGCGGCCCUGGACCUGUCGCUGAAGCCCGGCCGCCCCCCGCGCGCCCUCCAGACCCCCGCGUGCGGCCCGCUGCCCCGGGACACCGAGUCGCGGGGCUCGCGGUCGGACGCGGAGGACGGCGGCGGCCCCCCGCAGCCCCCCUGCGUGCGCGCGGCCGAGCGCGGGGCAGGGGCCCCGGGGGCGCGGCGGGGCGGCGCGGCGGGCGGCGCGGAGGCGGCGGCGGCGGCGGCGGCGGCGGCGGCGGGGCGCGGGGCCCUGUGCGUGUGCCCGCUGUGCAGCAAGCUGUUGCCCGGCGCGCACGUGCUGCAGGGGCACCUGAGCGCCCACUUCCGCGAGCGGGAGGGCCCCCGGGCGCGGCUGUCCCCCGACGGCCCGGCGCCCACCUGCCCGCUCUGCGGCAAGACCUUCUCCUGCGCCUACACGCUGAAGAGGCACGAGCGCACGCACUCGGGCGAGAAGCCCUACACGUGCGUGCAGUGCGGCAAGGGCUUCCAGUACUCGCACAACCUGAGCCGCCACGCCGUGGUGCACACGCGCGAGAAGCCGCACGCCUGCCGCUGGUGCGAGCGCCGCUUCACGCAGUCCGGGGACCUCUACCGCCACGUCCGGAAGUUCCACUGCGGCCUGGUCAAGUCCCUGCUGCUGUGACCUGUCCCCCAGGUGGAACCUGGCGGUGGAGGCCAGGCCGCGGGAUGGGGGCUGGGGAGCGGGAGGCGCCCCCGAGCCGCGCUCCCAGCAGAGGGACCACUGCCGGCCCCACCAGAGCCGGGGUCACCCUCCUCCUGCCUCGCUCCUCCCCCACCCUCGGGCGGACUCCUGCUCCCAGCUGUGCCCUGACCUUGAGCACCGUCUUCCUCUCCAUCCCUCCAGCCAGUGUCCCCUCUGUCACCUCCAGGGGGUGUCCCGAGGGCCCUGAGGCCGGGCCCAGGCUCCUUGGCUUCAGAACGCGCUGUUGUCCUCCCACGGGG
Nyctereutes procyonoides (raccoon dog) is the source of this 1526-nucleotide messenger RNA. It is a transcript of the gene ZBTB42, whose product is annotated as zinc finger and BTB domain containing 42. The coding region runs from base 1 to 1206 and encodes 401 amino acids. Gene Ontology annotation, molecular function: protein binding; RNA polymerase II cis-regulatory region sequence-specific DNA binding; DNA-binding transcription factor activity, RNA polymerase II-specific. NCBI's taxonomy places the organism in Eukaryota, Metazoa, Chordata, Mammalia, Carnivora, Canidae. Gene Ontology annotation, cellular component: nucleus. Gene Ontology annotation, biological process: regulation of transcription by RNA polymerase II. The record is from RefSeq and is a predicted model, not a curated record. The transcript has a single exon.